CGACUUUAGACUUUCUGUACUAGUAUUUAAAUUUAAAGUCCUGAUUUUUCUAUUUAUUAUAUUACAUUAUUGUUGUCAAGUAGCAUUAAUGAAAUAAACCUAAUAUAUUUUUUUUAACGAUGUCUAGUUUUCACAAAAUAAGUGAUAGCCGCAUUUCCAUAAAUGGCACAAAAAUAAAAAACAAUCUUUUAUUUAUAUCAUCAGGAAUUCCUUCUUUGGAUCAUAUAAUAGGCGGUGGCUUACCUGCCGGUGCUAUCUUUGUUGUUGAAGAAGAUGUCUUGGGCAGUUACAGUAAGAUACUUUGCAAAUAUUUUCUUGCUGAAGGAAUUGUUAGUAAACAUGCAUUAUUCUUAGCUUCCGCUGAUGAUGACCCACAAGAAACAGUAAAAGCACUACCGCAGCCUUGUGAUGUUCCAAUGGAUAAUGAAACUACCAAAAUAACAGAAGAUAUAGAUAGAAUGAAGAUAGCUUGGAGAUAUGAGGGUUUAAGUCAAGUUGAUUCUUCAUUUGGAAAUAAUUCAACAUUUGGUCAUCACUUUGAUCUCAGCAAACACAUUGAUGAAAAUACAAUAAAGAGUAGUAAUAUAUCAUAUUGUUAUCUUGAGCCAUCUGAAAAUAAUAAUGUUGAUGGUUUCAGGAAUUGCUUGUACUCGAAUUUGGUACAUAAUAUAAAGAAUAUAGUUAAAAAGUAUAAGAACAAUAAAAGUGAAGAUAAAAAUAUACUUAGAAUUUGUAUACAAGCCCUUGGGUCUCCAAUAUGGAUGGCAAUGGACUGUGAGGAUGGAUGUCAUGAUUCUUAUGGCCUAGAUUUAAUAAAAUUCAUGUAUUGUUUGAGAAUUCUGCUGAGGGACACAAAUGCAACUGCAUUUAUUACUAUGCCUUCGCAUUUGUUUGAAGAUGAUCACAUAAUGAAAAGACUUCUCUAUUCUGUUGACAAUGCUGUCAGAUUGGAAUCAUUCACGGGAUCAAGCAAAGAAACUAAUCCAGUGUACAAAGAUUAUCAUGGACUAUUUCACAUAACAAAACUGAGUGCACUAUAUUCCAUGGUACCAUACAUACCUCCCAGUAUUGACCUAGCGUUCAAAUUGAAAAGAAAGAAGUUUGUUAUAGAAAAAUUGCAUUUACCACCAGAAUUACAGGAAAGCAGUGAAAGAGAACAAGAUGAUAUAACAUCAACACCCUAUACAUGCGGCGGAUUUAAAAAGAAAGAUAUAGAUUUUUAAAUCAUUUAUUUAUAUAAAAUGUGCCUUUAAAAUUUUAUAAAACAUGUUAAAAAUGC
This is a messenger RNA of Diatraea saccharalis (sugarcane borer), 1279 nucleotides long. Lineage: Eukaryota; Metazoa; Arthropoda; Insecta; Lepidoptera; Crambidae. The record is from the annotation of a GenBank genome assembly.